CGGCAUCUCAAUCAACAGCUUCUCAACGAGUUCAACUCGCGACAUUCUCACAAGUUCAUGCCAAUAGGCACCUUUAGCAGCUCUUGGACACGAAAGCUCGCACCUUUGGCUUGUCGUUUUACCCACCUCACCCCAACAGCACCCCUCUUUGCCCAUCGCACCACAUCCACACUUGCCUCCAAAACAAUGACCACCGUUCCGUCGUCUGUCAACAAGUCGGCCCACGAGUUUGACAAGGGCAACCUUGACGCCGUGCUCGCCCGCCGCUUCUUCUACGCCCCCGCCUUUGAGAUCUACGGCGGUGUCGCCGGCCUGUACGACUAUGGACCGACCGGCUCGUCGCUCCAGGCCAACAUCCUCGACGCAUGGCGUAAGCACUACAUUAUCGAGGAGGACAUGCUCGAGCUCGACACGACUAUUAUGACUCUUGACGAGGUGCUCAAGACCUCGGGCCACGUUGCCAAGUUCGCCGACUGGAUGGUCAAGGACACCAAGAACGGCGAGAUCUACCGUGCCGACCACCUCGUCGAGGCCGUGAUUGAGGCCCGCCUCAAGGGUGACAAGGAGGCUCGCGGCAUCCAGCACGUCGAGGUUGAGGAGACGGACGAGAAGAAGAAGAAGAAGAAAAAGAAUGUCAAGGCGACUGCCAUCAAGCUCGACGACAACACUGUUGCCGAGUACGAGUUCCUCCUCGCUCAGAUUGACAACUACACUGGCCCCGAGCUCGGCGAGCUUAUCCGCAAGCACAAGAUCACCAACCCCACCACUGGCAACGACCUGACCGACCCUGUCGAGUUCAACCUCAUGUUCGAGUCGAACAUUGGCCCCACCGGUGCCAUCAAGGGCUACCUCCGCCCCGAGACUGCCCAGGGCCACUUUGUCAACUUCGCUCGUCUCCUCGAGUUCAACAACGGCCGUGUUCCGUUUGCCUCGGCCCAGAUCGGCAAGUCGUUCCGUAACGAGAUUGCGCCCCGCCAGGGCCUGCUCCGUGUCCGCGAGUUCACCAUGGCCGAGAUUGAGCACUACGUCGACCCAUUGGACAAGAAGCACGCCCGCUUCAACGAGGUCAAGGACGUUGUCCUCACCCUCCUCCCCAAGGAAGUCCAGCAGGAGGGCCGUACCGACCUCACCCAGAUGACCACUGGCGACGCCGUUGCCAAGGGCGUUGUUGACAACGAGACCCUCGGCUACUUCCUCGCAAGGACGCAGCUGUUCCUUACCAAGAUUGGUAUCGACCCCAAGCGCCUCCGCUGCCGUCAGCACAUGGCCAACGAGAUGGCCCACUACGCUGCCGACUGCUGGGACUUUGAGAUCCAGUCGUCGUACGGCUGGGUUGAGUGUGUUGGCUGCGCCGACCGCUCGGCUUACGACCUCACUGUCCACUCGGUCCGCACCAAGCAGGCCCUCCGUGUCCAGCAGCGUCUCGAGAAGCCCAUUGUUGUCGAGAAGCUUGACGUCCAGUUCGAGGCCAAGCCCUUCGGCAUCAAGUUCAAGAAGGACGCCGCCACCAUCAAGGACACCCUCCUCGGCCUCCCCAAGGAGCGCCUCCAGUGCAUCAAGGACGACUUCGCCUCCAAGGGCUCGUCCUCGGUCAAGUGCACCGACGGCAAGGACUACGAGAUUACCCCCGACCUCGUCCGCAUCGAGCCCCUCACUGUUACUGAGCACGUUCGCGAGUUCACCCCCAACGUCAUUGAGCCCUCGUUCGGUAUCGGUCGUAUCCUCUACUCGCUCCUCGAGCACUCGUACUGGGCUCGUGAGCAGGACGUUGCCCGCGGUGUUCUUUCGUUCCCCGUCCUUGUUGCUCCUAUCAAGGUCUUGAUCGUUGCCAUCAGCAACGACCCUGCUCUCACCGCGAUCAUCCACGACCUCACUCGUCGUUUCCGCAAGCUCGGCAUUGCCAGCCGCGUCGACGACUCGGGCGCGUCCAUCGGCAAGAAGUACGCCCGUAACGACGAGCUUGGCACUCCCUUCGGCUGCACUGUCGACUUUGCCACCGCCAAGAACGGCACCAUCACCCUCCGUGAGCGCGACACGACGUCGCAGCUCAUCGGCAAGGUCGACGACGUUAUUGCCGUUGUCGACGAGCUCGUCAAGGGCAACAUCAACUGGGACGGCGCGAGCAAGAAGCUCGAGGUCUACAGCGGCGUCCAGGACGUCGAGUAAUGGCAGUAGAGGACUAUCUAUCACCUACAGAUCGCGUCGGCAGGACGCGCAUGCAUCGUUGUCCCACCUCGUG
Messenger RNA from Vanrija pseudolonga, 2239 nucleotides. It is a transcript of the gene GRS1, whose product is annotated as Glycine--tRNA ligase 1, mitochondrial. Bases 58 to 2166 code for a protein of 702 amino acids. Lineage: Eukaryota; Fungi; Basidiomycota; Tremellomycetes; Trichosporonales; Trichosporonaceae. The record is from RefSeq and is a predicted model, not a curated record. Gene Ontology annotation, biological process: mitochondrial glycyl-tRNA aminoacylation. Gene Ontology annotation, molecular function: ATP binding; glycine-tRNA ligase activity. The transcript is spliced from 6 exons. Gene Ontology annotation, cellular component: mitochondrion; cytoplasm.